Molecule: messenger RNA, 1740 nt
Organism: Rhodamnia argentea
Lineage: Eukaryota; Viridiplantae; Streptophyta; Magnoliopsida; Myrtales; Myrtaceae
Product: phospholipase A1-IIdelta
Exons: 2
Coding region: 63-1427 (454 amino acids)
Biological process (GO): lipid metabolic process
Molecular function (GO): glycerophospholipid phospholipase A1 activity
Source: RefSeq, a predicted model, not a curated record
AAUCUAAUCCCGACCUAAAUCUCCAUCACUUUCCCUUGGCAUUACUCCCCCCGCCACUUACAAUGCACCACCUUAAGAGCCUUCUCCACCACCACCGCGACCAUCACCACGAGCACCAGCAGAAGGCCGGAAUGACCACCAUGGCGGAGGCCGGGGAGCGAGACCCGCCGACGUGGGCGGAGCUGCUGGGGAGCCACGACUGGGAGGGCCUGCUGGCGCCGCUCGACCUGGGGCUCCGGAGGCUGAUCCUCCGCUGCGGCGACUUCAUACAGGUCACCUACGACACCUUCAUCAACGACCAGAACUCCAAGUACUGCGGCUGCAGCCGCUACGGCAAGGCCAACUUGUUCCAGAAGGUCAUGAUGGAGAACGGAUCCGAUUACGAGGUCGUGUCCUUCCUCUAUGGAACGGCGCGGAUCAGCAGCAAGGAGAACUUCCUGUUCCACUCGCAGUCGCGGGAAGCGUGGGACCGCGAGUCCAACUGGAUCGGCUACAUCGCCGUGACCACCGACGAGGUCAGUAAGCAGCUGGGCCGCCGCGAAAUCUACGUCGCGUGGCGAGGCACGACACGGAACUACGAGUGGAUCAACGUCAUGGGUGCGAAGCGCAAGUCCAUCGAGGCGCUCCUCAGCACGAACAACGACGGCGGCAGACAUGAGCUCGGGGAAGAGGAGGCCAAGUACAACUCUAGCAGCAGCGAUGACGACGAGAAAGACGACGACCGUGACGACAACGAAGUCCCGAAAGUCAUGCUGGGUUGGUACACCAUCUACACGACCGACGACCCGAGGUCGCCCUUCACCAAGCUGAGCGCGAGGACGCAGCUCUUGACCAAGAUCAACGAGCUGCGAGAAAAGUACCGGGGCGAAAAUCUGAGCGUCACCUUCACUGGCCACAGCCUCGGCGCAAGCCUGUCCAUCUUGGCCGCAUUCGACAUCGUCGAGAAUGGGGUCCGGGACAUCCCUGUCUCGGCCUUCGUCUUCGGGUUGCCCCAGGUUGGGAACAAGGCGUUUGCCGAGCGGUGCAAGAAUUACCCGAAUCUCAAGUUCCUGCACGUGAGGAACACCAUAGACCUCAUCCCCCACUACCCGAGCAAGCUCCUGGGGUACGUGGACACGGGGAUCGAGCUCGAGAUCGACACGAGGAAGUCGCCGUGCCUGAAGGACUCGAAGAACCCGAGCGACUGGCACAACCUGCAGGCGAUGCUGCACAUAGUGGCGGGCUGGAACGGCAAGGACGGGGAGUUCGAGCUCAAGGUGAAAAGGAGCUUGGCCUUAGUCAACAAGUCGUGCGACAUGUUGAAGGACGAGUGCUUGGUGCCCCCAUCGUGGUGGGUGGAGAAGAACAAGGGAAUGGUGUUGGACGAGGACGGCGAGUGGGUGAUGGGGUCGCUGGCCGACAAGGACCUGCCCGUCCCCGAGUAUUGACCGGCUGCCGGCGGCCGUGGGUCCGGGAUUGUUAUUUAAUUCCUUCCAUGUCUUGAAAAGUUGUUCACCGUCCAUGUCGCUGGUGUCCUUGUCCUCCGGACAUUCACUCCUCUUGAUGUGUCGUGUGUCUGUUUGGGUGUGGAUUAAACUGGUGAUUUUGCUGUGCAGGAGAGAUCUACGGGACUUGUCGUUUUUUAUUUAGUUAAGGACGGUUCUCCGUCUCCGUGGGAUGAUGCGACCGCUUCAUGUGCAAGGUUUGAUUAGUUUGCUAGACCUUGUUGAAAUUUUAACUUACAAGAUGAAGGAUCUCUUG